This is a messenger RNA of Saprolegnia parasitica CBS 223.65, 1498 nucleotides long. RefSeq lists its product as hypothetical. Gene Ontology annotation, cellular component: nuclear pore central transport channel; nuclear pore. Lineage: Eukaryota; Oomycota; Saprolegniomycetes; Saprolegniales; Saprolegniaceae. Gene Ontology annotation, biological process: RNA export from nucleus; protein import into nucleus. The record is from RefSeq and is a predicted model, not a curated record. The coding region runs from base 11 to 1498 and encodes 495 amino acids. The transcript has 6 exons. Gene Ontology annotation, molecular function: structural constituent of nuclear pore; phospholipid binding.
CUUUGCGACCAUGAGCUUUAACUUUGGCGGCGCGGCCGGCGGCGCGACGGGCUUCUCCUUCGGCAACACGGCCUCGGCGGCUCCGGCGGCCGGUGCCACGACGGGCUUCUCCUUCGGCAGCACGGCGUCCGCGGCGCCGGCGGCCCCGGCGACUGGCGCGACCACGGGCUUUAGCUUCGGCGCGGCCGCAACCCCAGCAGCAGCGUCGACGACGGCGCCUGCUGCUUCGACCGGCUUCUCGUUCGGUGGCAGCACACCCGCAGCGUCGACUACGCCCGCUGCUCCGGCCGCUCCGGCUACGACUGGAUUUGCCUUUGGGGCUCCGGCGACGCCCGCCGCCGCCAGCACGACGACAGCCCUCGACAGCACGCCUGCCGCGACCGCAGAAAAGCCUGCCGCCUCGACAGGUUUCUCGUUCGGUGGCGCGAGCACGCCUGCCGCGACCGCAGAAAAGCCUGCCGCCUCGACGGGCUUCUCCUUUGGGGGCUCGAGCACCACGACAACGCCUGCCGCAGCGACCAGCGCGGCGCCUGCGACGACGGGCUUUUCGUUUGGUGGCUCCACCGCUCCUGCGACGCCGGCUACCACGGAUGCGAAGGCGCCUGCGGCGACUGGCUUCUCGUUUGGCGAUGCGGCCAAGACGGCAACGCCGACUGCUACGCCCGCGGCGACGACCGGCUUCUCGUUCGGUGAUGCGGCCAAGACGGCGACGCCGGCCACGACAGAGGCGAAGGCGACGAGCUUUUCGUUCGGCGCAACGACGGACAAGCCGGCGGCGACCCCCGCGCCGGCUGCUGGUUUCUCGUUUGGCGCGACCGCGGAAAAGGCAGCAGACGACAAACCGGCGGCCGCGAGCUUCAGCUUUGGUGAUGCCAAGACGACGACGGACGCGGCCAAGCCGGCCGAUGCGAGCGCGGCGGCUACGACGGCCCUGCCCGCCGAGUACAAGGACAAGACGGUUGAGGACAUUAUCAACAUGUGGAGCGAGCAGUUGGAGAACCACGCGAUGGCGUUCACGAACGAAGCUGUGCGCGUGAGCCACUGGGACUCGGAGCUCAUGGAGAACCAAAAGAAGCUCGGGGACCUCGCGGUUGACGUCCGCCGGCUGCAAAUGGCGCAGAAGGAACUCAACGCGAACCUCGACACAAUCAGCGCGUACCAGCUGGAGCUCGACGCGACGCUCGAGACGCUCGAGUCGAGCGUGGACAAGCUCUUUGAGAACCACCGGCAGAUUCCCGACACGGCCGACAUUGAGCGCGAGCAAGGGCUGCAGCUCUCGGUGGACAUUGACAAUCAGCUCACGAUGAUGUCGACGGCACUCAAGGAGACGAUCGACCGGCUCAACCAGUCGCAGGCGCAGGAAGACGAGAGCGCGAAUCCGAUGGCGCAGAUCCUCAAGGUCCUCAACGUGCACCACAACUCGCUCGUCUGGAUCGACGGCAACGCGACCAAGCUCGCGACCGACAUGGCCUCGAUCGCCAAGAAGCUCCAGCAGUAA